AUGUUAUAUAAUAUAGGGACCAUACCAUCAUCAUCAACUUCUCGUUUAUCACGAUGGUUAAUUCAUAAUGUAAGUGGUAAUAGUCUGAUAAUAUGGUCUAGACUAGCUCAUUCAUCAAGUUCCAAAUAUAAGUCUAAAUAUAAAUCUAAACCUAAAUCUAAGGUCAAUGCAAAGGGUAAGGGCAAAAGUAAGAACAAAUACCCACCAAGAAAUAAGUCAAAGGAUGUGGAAACUAAACCAAUACUCCAUAACAAACUUAAUCAAUCAAAUGAACCUUCAAAUAUAUCCCGAUCUACCGAUUCAUUUAAGAAUAUGUCAGUUACAUUCGGCAAAGAUGUCACUAUAAAAGGGAACAUUAAUAAGAUCAUAAAGGAACUAUCAGAUGAAGGUAAGAUGCAAAAGAUUAAAACUAAUGAAGAUCAUUUCGAUAGAAUGAAACGUUUAUUACCUAUACGAGCCAAUCAAAAUAUCAUUAAUCGAACCAUAUCAGUUAAAGACGAUAUCAUUGAAACUUUCUUACCCUUAGAGGUGGAGAAGAUUCCUAAAUUACAUCAUAAUCUCGAUCGAGCCUUGUUUUCACCAGGAGUUCAUUUCUUACAAGAUCCUCGAACUCGAAUAUUUAAUUUCUCCCCAUUUUUAAAAGAUAUCAUUAAUUAUAAUGAAUUUAAUUUCGAUUCUAUAGCUGGAUUCCAACCCGUUUCAAAACAUAUUGAAUUAUUACGCAUGGCAAAACUUUCUAAAAGUCAAUUUUAUUCAUCUACUUCAUCUAUGACAAGUUCAUUAAUGCAAUUUUAUUAUUUAUUAAAUAAUUUCUCCAUCCGGAAUGGGAAGGAAAUUAAUGGAAUCCCAAUGAAUGGAUUAAUGAGUAGAUUACCUUCUAGUUUAAUCAUCACUCCACAAGGUGAAUCAGAUGAUGGAAAUGCCGUCUAUUCCGUUUCAUCGGAUAAAUCGUGUGAUACAGAGAUAUUAUUAUCAGCCAUGGGGAAUUGUUUAGAAGUAUUAUUAACUACAGAUGAAACUCAAUUUCAAAAAUUCACCAAAUCAUAUCAAGAAGAAACCAUCGGCAAAGAGGAGGUUGAGAAUGAGUUGGAAAAUGUCUAUAAUUAUGCCAAAUAUGGAUCUUUCUUAAUGAGAUCACAGAUGGAUUGUUAUGAUUCAAGAUUACCUCGUGGAUCAUUCGAUAUCAAGACUCGAGCCGCCUGUGCGAUCCGAUAUGAUGUUAAUAAUCGAAUUGGAAGUGAUAUGGUGGUGGGAUCACCUGAAUAUGAUGGCAAGGAUAAUCAUUAUCAAAUCUGGAAAUUAAAUGGAGAAUAUGAAUCAUUUGAACGAGAAUUUAAAGAUUUGAUUCGAAGUGGAUCAUUAUUGAAAUAUCUUUUCCAAGCUCGGAUUGGACAAAUGGAUGGGAUAUUCGUGGCAUAUCAUAAUAUAAAAUCAUUCUUUGGAUUUCAAUAUUUAUCAUUGGAGGAAUUAGAUGAAUUAUUUUAUGGAAAGAUUACUUGUCGAGAUGAAACUUUAAGUGAUAAGGAGAAGAAAGAUAAAUUGAUUGAUCAUGAUCAAUUGAAUACGGUAUUGGAUACGAAUGGUGAUGUGAAUUUAUUAGAAUUGAAUGAUAAUUUAUCAAGUUAUAUCGGUGAAAGUCAAUUUAAAAUGUCAAUGAAGAUUUGGGAAGAUUUAUUACAAACCAUAAUCAAAGAUUUAAAAGCCAUGAAAUUACAAAAACAUGAAAAGCAAAUUAAAAAAGGGAAUAAAUCAAGUAGUGAUGAGAAUGAAGGGGUUACUCCAUUUCGAUUAGUCAUGCAAUCUCGAUACGUUGCUAGAUCUAAACAAGUUAAAAUGAGUGUAUCAGUAGUUGAAAUGACGCAUAAUCAAUUGAUUAAACUUGAUGAGAUUCCUCAAUUGUUUAGUACUAGUUUUAAAGAUAUUGAAUUGACUAGUGAAGAGAGAGAAAUGAAUUUAAAUCGUCAUAAAGUUCAUUUACAACGAUUUAAUGAAUCAACUGUGAGAGGUAAGAAUGUAUUAUCAUAUUUAGUUGAAAUUAAUAAAGAAGUUAUAAAUGGUGACAUUAAAGAAUGGAAGAAAGAAGGAGAAGAAGAGAAAGAAUAUAUUCAAAAAGUGAAAUUGGAUGAUGAUUGGAGAAUUCAAUAUAGUAUAAGUCAACGUCCGAAUGAUACUGAUAAACAAAUUCAAAUUAAUCGAGCUAAUUAUUUACGUAAAUUAUCAAUUGCCACUGAUUCGAUUAUAAAUUCACCAGAGAUAAUAAGAAGUAAAUGGAAGAAACAAGAAGAAGGAGGAAGAGAUCAAGAAUCAGAUCAUCAGAAAACAGAUAAACCUAAAUCAAAGGGCUUAACUAGGGAAAAUAUUUUAAAAGCAUAUUCAAAGAUUGGAGAAUCACGAGUUAAACAAUGGUCAGAAAAGGAUUCUCAAAAAGUUGUAUAUAAACCAAAGUAA
This is a messenger RNA of Scheffersomyces coipomensis, 2448 nucleotides long. It is a transcript of the gene PET127, whose product is annotated as Pet127p. Gene Ontology annotation, cellular component: mitochondrial envelope; mitochondrion. The record is from RefSeq and is a predicted model, not a curated record. The transcript has a single exon. Lineage: Eukaryota; Fungi; Ascomycota; Pichiomycetes; Serinales; Debaryomycetaceae. Gene Ontology annotation, biological process: mitochondrial RNA 5'-end processing. Bases 1 to 2448 code for a protein of 815 amino acids.